GAGUCGCAGUGGCGCGGGAGGGGGCACUGCCUGCUGAGCACCCGCCCCAGCACAGUCUCGGCCUGCUCGCCAUGGACGACGAAGAUGUCGCCAACCGCAAGGUCUCCUUCCGAAAGUGCCUGGAGCACCUCUCCGGGGCCGGCAAGGCCAUCGGAGUGCUGACCAGCGGCGGGGAUGCCCAAGGUAUGAACGCCGCUGUCCGUGCCGUGGUGCGCAUGGGAAUAUACGUGGGGGCCAAAGUGUACUUUAUCUAUGAGGGUUACCAAGGCAUGGUCGAUGGCGGCAGAAACAUUGUUGAAGCCAGUUGGGAGAGCGUCUCGAGCAUUCUCCAAGUGGGAGGGACCAUUAUCGGCAGUGCUCGUUGCAAAGCCUUCCGCACUCGGGAAGGUCGCCUGAGAGCUGCUCAUAACUUGGUUCAGCGGGGCAUCACUAACCUGUGUGUGAUCGGCGGGGAUGGAAGUCUCACAGGGGCCAAUAUCUUCCGGAAAGAGUGGAGCGGGCUGUUGGAAGAGCUGGCCCAAAAUGGCGAGAUCGACAAGGAGCAGGUGCAGAAGCACUCGUACCUCAACGUUGUGGGCAUGGUGGGUUCCAUCGACAAUGACUUCUGUGGGACUGACAUGACUAUCGGCACCGACUCUGCCUUGCACAGGAUAAUCGAGGUUGUCGACGCCAUCAUGACCACCGCCCAGAGCCACCAGAGGACCUUUGUUCUCGAGGUUAUGGGGAGACACUGCGGGUACCUCGCCCUGGUGAGCGCCCUGGCCUGUGGAGCAGACUGGGUGUUCCUUCCGGAAUCCCCACCAGAAGAAGGCUGGCAGGAGAAUAUGUGCAUCAAGCUGUCCGAGAACCGUGCCCGGAAAAAAAGACUGAAUAUCAUCAUUGUGGCUGAAGGAGCCAUAGAUACCCAAAAUAAACCUAUUACCUCUGAGCAAAUCAAGGAGCUCGUGGUCAAGCAGCUGGGAUACGACACGCGGGUGACCAUCCUUGGACACGUGCAGAGAGGUGGGACUCCUUCGGCCUUUGACAGGAUUUUGGCCAGUCGCAUGGGGGUGGAGGCUGUGGUCGCCCUUCUCCAGGCCACCCCGGAGACCCCGGCCUGCGUGGUGUCGCUGAGCGGGAACCAGGCCGUGCGCCUGCCACUGGUGGAGUGCGUGCAGAUGACCCAGGACGUGCAGAGGGCCAUGGACGAGAGGAGGUUUAAGGAUGCUGUGCGGCUCCGCGGGAGGAGCUUCGAGAGCAAUCUGAACACCUACAAGAGGCUCGCCAUCAAGUUGCCGGAUGAUCAGAUCGUGAAGAGCAACUGUAACGUGGCCAUCAUCAAUGUGGGGGCGCCCGCCGCCGGGAUGAAUGCUGCUGUGCGCUCGGCCGUGCGCGUGGGCAUCGCGGAUGGGCACAAGAUGCUCGCCAUCUACGACGGCUUUGAGGGCUUUGCCAAAGGCCAGAUCAAGGAAAUCGGCUGGGGGGACGUCGGAGGUUGGACUGGCCAAGGAGGCUCCAUUCUCGGGACCAAACGCACGCUGCCUGGGAAGUCUUUGGAGGACAUUGCCGCACAGAUGCGAAAGCACAGCAUCAACGCGCUGUUGAUCGUCGGUGGAUUUGAGGCUUACCUGGGACUGCUCGAGCUGUCAGCUGCCCGGGACAAGUACGAGGAGCUCUGUGUCCCUAUGGUUAUGGUCCCCGCCACGGUCUCCAACAAUGUGCCGGGCUCCGACUUCAGCAUCGGCGCAGAUACCGCUCUGAACACCAUCACUGACACGUGUGACCGCAUCAAACAGUCAGCCAGUGGGACCAAGCGCCGCGUGUUCAUCAUCGAGACCAUGGGGGGCUACUGUGGCUACCUGGCCAACAUGGGGGGGCUCGCCGCUGGAGCCGACGCUGCCUACAUUUUUGAGGAGCCGUUUGACAUCCGAGACCUGCAGUUUCAGGGUGAGGACAGAGUUCCCCUGCACACCUGGCCCACACCCAGCAACACCCCACCAGGGUGGGACCGUUGUCAGAACAGAUGCCCCCCACCCCACGCUGAUGCAUCCUCAGCACCUGGGGCCACAGCCGACAUCAGUGUUCCCUUUGGGAUCCUAAGGCUGACAUGCGCUUUUUCCAAAUCGGCAAAGAAAGCCCCCUCAAGACCGUGCUCAGCGAGCGCAUAUCUCCGCUCCGGCACAUGGACCCGAACCACUGUGAGGACGACUGAGUCCAACGUGGAGCACCUGACGGAGAAAAUGAAGACCACCAUUCAGAGGGGACUCGUGCUCAGGAACGAGAGCUGCAAUGAGAACUACACCACGGACUUCAUCUACCAGCUGUACUCUGAGGAGGGCAAGGGCGUGUUCGACUGCAGGAAGAAUGUGCUGGGACACAUGCAGCAGGGUGGAGCGCCUUCACCCUUUGAUAGAAACUUUGGAACCAAAAUCUCUGCCAGGGCCAUGCAGUGGAUCAGCACGAAACUGAAGGAGGCUCCGGGCAAAGGAAAAAGAUUUAUGAGCGAUGAUUCCAUCUGCGUGCUGGGAAUAAGCAAGAGAAACCUUCUUUUCCAACCUGUGGCCCAGCUGAGGCAGGAGACAGACUUUGAGCACAGGAUCCCCAAAGAGCAGUGGUGGCUGAAGCUGCGGCCGCUCAUGAAGAUCCUGGCCAAGUACAAGGUCAGCUACGAGGUCUCCGACUCCGACCAGCUGGAGCCCAUGCACCACCGAGGCCACGAGGAGCCUGCCGCCAUCUAGACGCUGCUGGACCCGCCCCGCCCGGCCAGCGCCGCUCCAGACUUCCGUUUACCACCCAUUUUUGUAACACUUAAGUUAUUUAUCGGCACUUUGAUGCGAGUACUGUUGAUGUUAAUGCCUAGUCACAGAGACCCCGUCCAGUGUCCUUCAUCCCCAGGGGACCCUAAAACUCCAGCACGAGCUGUCGGCUGUGUCUCCUACUGUGUCCUGCUUUAAACUGUGCGUAGCCAGUAGAAUUAAACAUUUAGCUCAAACUCCAAA
Callorhinus ursinus (northern fur seal) is the source of this 2978-nucleotide messenger RNA. RefSeq names its product phosphofructokinase, platelet (gene PFKP). Lineage: Eukaryota; Metazoa; Chordata; Mammalia; Carnivora; Otariidae. Gene Ontology annotation, biological process: fructose 6-phosphate metabolic process; canonical glycolysis; fructose 1,6-bisphosphate metabolic process. The record is from RefSeq and is a predicted model, not a curated record. Gene Ontology annotation, cellular component: membrane; cytoplasm; 6-phosphofructokinase complex. Gene Ontology annotation, molecular function: ATP binding; identical protein binding; AMP binding.